Messenger RNA from Notodromas monacha, 1914 nucleotides. NCBI's taxonomy places the organism in Eukaryota, Metazoa, Arthropoda, Ostracoda, Podocopida, Cyprididae. The record is from the annotation of a GenBank genome assembly.
GACUUUUGCGUCGUGGAGGGCAGCUGUGAUAAUAACCCAUAUCCCGUCCGGGCGAUGGAGUGGACGAGCGGCGGGACGCUGCCGUCUUGCUCGCGGUCGUCGAUUCGCAGCGGCGGCGGCGGCGCCUCUUCGCCGCCUCUGCCACCGCCGCCACUUCUCAGUUCCGCCUCCGCGUCCCGUGUCGACGUCGUGGUCGCCGACCUAAGUGCCUCCGAGGCCUGCCACACCCGCAGUCUUCUCGGCAGAGCCGUCUACAACCGCCUCUUUUCAUGGCUCAUCUCCCGUCUCAACGAAGCCCUCCGGCCAAAACACCCCGGGAAAUGGCGACUCAUCGGUUUGUUGGACAUCUACGGGUUCGAGGUAUUCGAAAGCAAUUCUUUCGAGCAACUCAUCAUCAAUUUCUGCAACGAAAAGCUCCACCAACUAAACGUUGAAGUCGCCCUCAGGCAGGAACAGGAAGAAUACAUUCGAGAGGGACUCGACUGGGAACCCAUCGACUACCGGAACAACAACAAUAUCUGCGAGCUCAUAGAAAGAAACAAUCACGGGAUUUUAAGCUUGCUGGACGAUGAAUGUUCUCGAGGUCGAGGGCAAGUGACUGACGAGAAUUUUCUGCUCAAGCUCACUCAGGUUUGCUCAGGUCACCCGAAUUUCGAGUCAAGAGGGAUGAAGACUUUUCUGGCUGAUGAAACACUGCCUCAGCACUGCUUCAGGGUUCGUCACUUUGCAGGGAACGUAAUGUACAGUGCUACCGGUUUUAUUGAGAAAAACUGCGAUGCUCUACCGAGGGACUUAUCACAUGCCAUGUAUCGGUGCAAUCAUUUCCUGCUCAAAGCCAUGUUUCCCGAAGGAAAUCCAAAAAGGGCGCAUUUGAAAAAGAGUGCAACAGCUGGAGCUCAGUUCAAGAUAUCCAUGGGGGCUCUGAUGAAAAGUCUGACUCAGAAAACCGCCAGAUUCGUCAGAUGCAUCAAGCCAAACGAGCUGAAGCAGCCGAAAAAAUUUGAAUAUGCCCUGGUUCAACAUCAAGCUCAAAAGGCACUGGUUGCUUUAUUUGGUUCGUCGAUUGCCAUCAAGUUCACCCCUCUGCAAAGACUGGCCUCCGUGUCCCAGAAGUGUCAUACGUAUCGGAUGAGGUUCGACCAGACAGCAAGGAAUCGGAUGCGAGAGAAGGUGACUGCAAGCAUUAUUUUCAAAGACAGGAAGGCCUCUUAUUCCAGAAGCAUUGGUCAUCCUUUUCUCGGAGACUAUGUGAGGCUGAGGCAAAACGUGCAGUGGAAGAAAAUGUGCGCUGAAACCGGUGACCAAUAUGUGGUAUUUGCAGAUAUAAUCAACAAAAUCAACCGAUCUUCUGGCAGAUUUGUACCGGUGCUGUUUGUGGUUUCUACAAGUGCCAUGCUGAUCUUGGACCAGAGGACAAUGCAGAUCAAGUACAGGGUGCCAGCUACUGACAUCUACAGGCUGUCUUUGUCCCCAUUUUUUGAUGACAUUGCCAUUGUGCAUGUCAAAGUGUCGAGUCCGACGUCGGAAAACUCUGCGAGCCAGCACAUGACUUCAACGACAGUGAAUCCACCGCCGAAUGUAGCUGGAAUGACCAGUGGGUGUUUGUUCCAGCCAGACAUCAGUCGCAGGAAGGGCGACUUCAUUUUUCAGACUGGACACGUCAUUGAGAUCAUCACCAAGUUGUUUCUUGUGAUACAAAAUGCCACUGGGAAGCCACCGGAAGUCAACAUUGCUACCGAGUUCGAAGCCAACUUCUCAUCACAUUCGGUGCUAUUCACGUUCAGAGCAACUGGACAUCAGCAAGACCUGCUUCCGGGCCAAGUGAAGAUCUCGAAGAAAGGUCACAGAAUGGAGAUUGUUUUAUGAGGACGUGUUUGUCUAGCAGCAGCAUCAGUCCUUCAACUUUUGGGACCC